UUGGGUCACGUGACGUGACGUGCGGCCAACAUGGCGACGCAGUGCUGAGAGAGCAGCAGCGUCCAACUGCCUCCGUGUCUGAUACAGCGACAACGGCUGCCCGCUCCUGGCUGACACCCUCACACACCUGCCAAACCGCAGGGACCGGGCCAGAAAUGACGGCCUGAGGGACUUCUUUAACCUCGACCGAGAGAUGAAAGAACAAGAACAGCUGGAAAUUCAUCGACGGCAUACGCAGACAGAAACACUGAGCACCAAAAGCAUGUUUCUGUCUCGAGCGCUGGAGAAAAUCCUGUCGGAUAAGGAGGUGAAGCGGAGCCAGCACAGCCAGCUACGCAAAGCCUGUCAAGUGGCGCUAGAUGAAAUCAAGCUUGAGCUGGAAAAACAGAAGGAUGGCACUAUUGUUCCACCCCGAGCUAACUACAUUGAAGCGGACAAGUACGUCCUGCCGUUUGAGUUGGCGUGUCAGUCGAAGUCCCCGCGCAUUGUCAGCACAUCUCUCGACUGCCUGCAGAAGCUCAUUGCAUACGGCCACAUCACAGGAAACGCCCCUGACAGCGGGGCUCCAGGAAAACGACUGAUUGAUCGGCUGUUGGAGACAAUCUGCAACUGCUUUCAGGGUCCACAGACUGAUGAAGGGGUGCAGCUACAAAUCAUUAAGGCUCUUCUGACAGCUGUGACAUCACCGCACAUAGAGAUCCAUGAGGGAACGAUUCUUCUCACUGUACGGACAUGCUACAACAUCUACCUGGCCAGCCGCAACCUGAUCAACCAAACCACGGCCAAAGCCACUCUCACACAAAUGCUUAAUGUCAUCUUCACCCGUAUGGAGAACCAGGCGGCUCUGGAAGCUCAGGAGUUGGAAAAGGAAAGACAACAUUUACAGCUGCGCAAUCCCUCGCCAGUAUCCAGUAACCCUUCACCUGUGACGCAGAACCCUUCCCCCACCCCCGGCCGAGGGUCCGGAUCUCCGUGGCUCGGUCAAGCCCGCUCGGAACAGAACGGUUCCCCUUCCUUCUCCCUCAGCCCCCCAGUGGUCCCCUCCACCCCUCAAGACUCAUCCUCUAUCAAUGGCCAGACAGAAGAGUCAAAGUCAGAAGAGGAGUUUGCUACAGAUAAAGAGAGCUCAAAGGAACCUCCACAUCCAGACACUCAAGAGUCAAGCCAAACACUUAAAUUGGAGGCAGAGGAGGCUCAUCUACAUCCUGAAACUGAAGCAGCUACUGAGGUUUUGGAAGAGGCCGAGCCAGACAGCGGUCUGGGAGAUAGCUCUGUUGAAGGAGGCUUGGAUCAGCAUUCUGACUCUGAAACCAGAAUGCCGCCCCCUGCUGUCCGUUUGGACUCGCAGCAGAUGAACGGAACGGUGGACGAUCGUGCCUCUGAGUCCUCAACAGAUAUUCUGGAUGCAGACACCAUGCAUGGCAGCCAGACAGCUGCUCGCUUUUCCCACAUCCUGCAGAAGGACGCCUUCCUCGUGUUCCGUUCGCUUUGCAAACUCUCCAUGAAGCCACUAGCUGAUGGACCACCAGACCCAAAAUCUCAUGAGUUGCGUUCUAAGGUGGUUUCGCUACAACUGUUGCUGUCAGUGCUCCAGGGUGCCGGUCCUGUAUUCAGAACCCAUGAGAUGUUCGUGAACGCUAUCAAGCAGUACCUGUGUGUGGCGCUGUCUAAAAACGGUGUCUCGUCUGUGCCUGAAGUAUUUGAACUUUCUCUUGCCAUCUUCCUGACCCUGCUCUCUCACUUCAAAGUGCAUCUUAAGAUGCAGAUCGAGGUGUUCUUCAGAGAGAUCUUUCUGACCAUCCUGGAGACAUCAUCCAGCUCUUUUGAGCACAAGUGGAUGGUCAUCCAGACUCUCACUCGAAUCUGUGCAGAUGCUCAGUGUGUGGUGGAUAUUUACGUGAACUAUGACUGUGAUCUCAAUGCUGCCAACAUUUUUGAGCGGCUGGUAAAUGAUCUGUCUAAAAUCGCCCAGGGAAGGAGUGGACAAGAGCUCGGCAUGACUCCGUUACAGGAGUUGAGCUUGAGAAAGAAAGGACUGGAAUGUCUGGUGUCCAUUUUGAAGUGCAUGGUGGAAUGGAGCAAAGAUCUGUACGUUAACCCCAAUCUGCAGGCCAACCUCGGUCAGGAGCGUCCAGCAGAGGGUGACAGCGCAGAUGGAAAGCUCCCUGAUCACCUGUCCUCUCGCAGAGAUAGUGUGAGCUCUCUGGAUUCCACCAUAUCUUCCGGUGUUCAGCAGACUCAUCCAGAUCACCCUGAACAAUAUGAGGUCAUCAAACAGCAGAAAGAGAUUAUCGAGCAUGGUAUUGAUCUGUUUAACAAGAAACCAAAAAGGGGACUGCUGUACCUGCAGGAGCAAGGCAUGCUGGGAACAUCGCCGGAGGACAUAGCCCAGUUCUUGCACCAGGAGGAGCGACUGGACACAACUCAGGUUGGAGAGUUUCUGGGAGAGAAUGUGAAGUUUAAUAAGGAGGUGAUGUACAGUUACGUGGACCAGCUGGACUUUUGCGGUAAAGACUUUGUGUCAGCGCUCCGUGUCUUUCUGGAAGGCUUCAGGCUUCCGGGUGAAGCGCAGAAAAUCGACAGGCUCAUGGAGAAGUUUGCCGCUCGCUACCUGGAGUGCAAUCAGGGGCAGACUCUGUUCGCCAGUGCAGAUACGGCUUAUGUUCUUGCGUACUCUAUCAUCAUGUUAACCACAGACCUGCACAGCCCACAGGUGAAGAACAAGAUGACAAAGGAACAGUACAUAAAAAUGAACCGCGGCAUUAAUGACAGCAAGGACCUGCCUGAGGAAUAUCUGUCUUCCAUCUAUGACGAGAUCGCAGGCAAGAAGAUCGCCAUGAAAGAGAGUAAAGAAUACUCCAUCACUCCCAAGUCCAGCAAACAGAAUGUACCCAAUGAGAAGCAGAGGAGGCUCCUGUAUAACAUGGAGAUGGAGCAUAUGGCCAAGACGGCUAAAGCUCUAAUGGAGGCUGUAAGUCAUGCUCAGGCACCUUUCUUCAGCGCCACUCACCUGGAGCAUGUCCGGCCCAUGUUCAAGCUGGCCUGGACUCCUCUGUUGGCGGCGUUUAGCGUCGGACUUCAGGACUGUGAUGAUCAGGAAGUGGCGUCCCUGUGUCUGGAGGGGAUCCGCUGCGCUAUCAGGAUCGCCUGCAUCUUCAACAUGCAGCUGGAGAGGGAUGCAUACAUUCAGGCACUGGCCAGGUUUACGCUGCUGACCGCCAGCUCAAGCAUCACAGAGAUGAAGCAGAAGAACAUCGACACCAUAAAGACUCUUAUCAUGGUCGCCCACACCGACGGAAACUACCUGGGCAACUCCUGGCACGAGAUUCUGAGGUGUAUCAGUCAGCUGGAGUUGGCUCAGUUGAUUGGAACAGGAGUGAAGACGCGCUACAUCUCCGGUGUGGUCCGAGACCAGGGAGGCAGUAUAAAAGGCUUUCCAUCAGGGGGAGAUGAAUUCAUCCCUCUAGGAUUAGGUACUCUGGUUGGAGGUCCAGACAAGCGUCAGAUGGCUCAUAUCCAGGAGUCGGUGGGGGAGACCAGCUCCCAGAGUGUAGUGGUGGCUGUGGACAGAAUCUUCACUGGAUCCACGAGACUCGAUGGAAAUGCCAUUGUGGACUUUGUGCGUUGGCUAUGCGCGGUGUCCAUGGACGAACUAGCUUCAGCGCACCAACCGCGCAUGUUCAGUCUGCAGAAAAUAGUGGAGAUUUCCUACUACAACAUGAACCGUAUCCGUUUGCAGUGGUCACGCAUCUGGCAGGUCAUCGGUGAUCAUUUCAACAAGGUGGGUUGUAAUCCCAAUGAGGAUGUGGCCAUUUUUGCUGUGGACUCCCUGAGACAGCUUUCUAUGAAGUUCCUGGAGAAAGGAGAACUGGCCAACUUCCGUUUCCAGAAGGACUUUUUAAGGCCAUUUGAACACAUCGUGAAAAAGAACAGAUCACCCACUAUUCGGGACAUGGUGAUACGUUGUGUGGCCCAGAUGGUGAACUCUCAGGCUGCUAAUAUUCGUUCUGGUUGGAAAAACAUCUUCUCUGUGUUCCACCAUGCAGCAUCAGAUCAUGAUGAGAACAUUGUAGAUCUUGCGUUUCAGACUACAGGUCAUAUUGUCAUGAACACAUUUCAGCAGCAUUUUGGGGCAGCCAUUGACUCUUUCCAAGACGCUGUAAAAUGUUUAUCAGAGUUUGUUUGCAACGCUGCCUUUCCUGACACCAGUAUGGAAGCCAUUCGGCUAAUCCGCCACUGUGCUAGAUACGUGUCUGAGCGGCCGCAGGCACUAAGAGAGUACACUAGCGAUGAUAUGAAUGUCGCCCCUGGUGACCGUGUCUGGGUGCGAGGCUGGUUCCCCAUCCUGUUUGAGCUCUCCUGCAUCAUCAACCGAUGUAAACUGGAUGUCAGGACCAGGGGACUGACAGUCAUGUUUGAGAUUAUGAAGAGUUACGGACACACCUUUGAGAAGCACUGGUGGCAUGACCUCUUCCGGAUCAUCUUUCGCAUUUUUGACAACAUGAAGCUUCCAGAGCAACAAACUGAGAAAACAGAAUGGAUGACGACAACAUGUAACCACGCCCUCUAUGCGAUCUGCGACGUGUUCACGCAGUUCUACGAGCCCCUCAGCGAGGUGUUGUUGGCGGAUAUUUUUGCACAGCUUCAGUGGUGUGUGAAACAAGAUAAUGAGCACUUGGCGCGGUCAGGCACAAACUGUCUGGAGAACCUGGUGAUCCUGAACGGGGAGAAGUUCAGUCCGGAGGUGUGGGAUGUCACCUGUGCCUGCAUGCUGGACAUCUUCCAGACCACCAGCCCUCAUGCCUUGUUGACAUGGCGACCAGCUGGACAGGAAGAGGAGGUGGGAGAAGGGAAACACAUGGAUGUUGAGGUGGAUUCUCAGUCUCAGAGUAGCUUUGAAAGGACCCUGUCAGAAAGAGGACACAGUCAGAUGUCCACAGCCAGCGAUGAAACCUGGAAGGGGAAGUCCCACGCUAGGGUCUCGGACCACAGGUUGUUUGCAGGGCUGCUUAUGAAGUGUGUCGUACAGCUGGAGUUGAUUCAGACCAUAGACAAUAUUGUAUUUUACCCAGCUACCAGCAAGAGGGAAGAUGCUGAGAACAUGGCCGCCGCUCAGAGAGAUGCACUUGAGGAGGCAGACGAUGGGGAAACGGAGCCCGAUCAGGGCAUGUACAAACACCUGUCGUCACAGCACCUCUUCAAACUGCUUGACUGCCUCCUUGAGUCCCAUCGGUUUGCCAAGGACUUCAACUCCAACAAUGAGCAAAGAACAACGCUAUGGAGAGCAGGCUUCAAGGGGAAGUCAAAACCAAAUCUUCUAAAGCAGGAGACCAGUAGUCUGGCCUGCACUCUGAGGAUCCUUUUUCGCAUGUACUCUGACACGCAGCUGCAAAACUCCCUGUCAGACAUCCAGACACGUUUGCUGCAAGUGUGUAGUGAAGCUCUGGCAUACUUCAUCAGUCUUACCUCAGAGAGCCAUCGGGAAGCCUGGACGAGUCUCUUAUUGCUGCUUCUUACUCGGACACUCAGACUGCCUGAUGAGAACUUCAAGCCUCAUGCCUCCUGCUACUACCACCAUCUGUGCGAGAUGAUGCAGUUUGACCUCAUUCCAGAGCUCCGCGCAGUGUUGCGGCGAUUUUUCCUCCGUAUUGGUUCUGUCUUCCACAUCGCUGCUACCCAAUUGGGCCAAGCGCAUCCUUUAUCGUCCUAAAUGACAAACGAACAGGGACCACAGCUCUGAACUUUGGGGGGAAAAAGAGAGGCUGAAAAUGGGAUGGAUGGUCAAGGAGAAUAAGCAAUUCUCCUGUAGUCUUUUUGGACUGUACAGGAAUGCUUUGACUGAUGCAGAAACCAAUUACUCUGGGCUGUGUGUGACUGCCUCAUGUUAAUUCUGCCAGUCCUGACUCAUCCGCCACUCCCCAAUGAGAAAACAGCACUGUGACCCAGCAGGGCUUCUCGACGCUGACACCUCCACUGUGUCAUCCGUCUGUGUCCAUAAAGUCAUGAGUCAUAUUUGUUUAUUUUUAUUUUACUUUAUUUUGGAUGGCUGCAACAAUAAUUUAAUACCAAUACUACUGUAUAGCUGGUUUCUGAUUGUCUAUUCAUUUCAGUUUGUUGGCUUUUGUCUUGUUAAAUAUUUUGUCUGUUUUAAAGGCUAAAAUGUUGACAUCUCAGAAUGGAAAAAAACAGAAAUUCAUUUAUAUGAGUAAAUACAGAAAUGUGAUCAACCCCUAUUAAGACUUUGUAGAUGACAGACAAUGUGCAGUUAGCGUUUGCCAGCUGGCUGUGGGAUAUCUGUAAAGGAUUGGUCCAGAAAUGUGCAUUGUCACGUCCUUUUACUGAAACCAUUAUAAAAAUUUAACAUUCAUCCCCAUUAAAAAUGUAAGGGCUAGUUUCACAUUCAGGCUAGCCUCUUUUCUGGCAUUAAAAUGAGUUUUAUUUUGGGGUAAACGACCCUGUUUGAGAUUCAGUCUGUUCACGCUGAAGUCUAAAUUGUUCUAUGAAUGUAACCGUUGCUUUCGAAAACAGUUGUUGUUUAUUUUACAGGUGUCAAUACGUGCACUUGUUAAUCUACCCGAGCCAUUCCUUAAAUGUCACACAUCAUUGCUCAUUUGGUUUCCAUUGCAUAGUUUCUCUGAAGGGUUCUUUCAGUUUGCAUUCCGAUUUAUCUGUAUUUAUCACUGAAUCCCUAAAACGUCAAAUGAACAUAAAAUUUUAGUACACUAAGGUUUGCUUAGACUAUUUACCUUUUAUUUGUGCAUUGUGCUGUUAGCUCUUUUUGAGUCUGACUGAAUCUUUUCUAAAAAUGUACAUCAUGAAUGCCAGUAUCAUUACCAAAAAAAGUCAAAUGGAAGUAAUAAGAAUAUACUGUAUAAUCCAGGUAUAUCUUCAUCAAACCCCCACAACAUAUGGUUACUAAUGUAUUACCAAUACCCCUAAUUCAUUUUCAUUAAGGAUGUAUUUCAUUCUUGAAGUGCAUUUAAAUAUUUUCUGGAAAAGCAUUCCUUCCCUUGCAACUAUGGAUGUCUACUUUGCCUCACUUGAGACUGGGAAAUAUAAAUAUACACAUUUCUUCUCAAGACUGUAUAAAGUUUUGAUGUAAAAUAUGCAGAAUAAUGUCCAGCUCUAUACAUAUUGUGAUGUAAUCUCCCGAGCAUUUGGUGCAGUUAUCAAUAAAGUUUGAAUUCUGA
This is a messenger RNA of Triplophysa rosa, 7190 nucleotides long. It is a transcript of the gene arfgef2, whose product is annotated as ADP-ribosylation factor guanine nucleotide-exchange factor 2 (brefeldin A-inhibited). The transcript has 39 exons. Lineage: Eukaryota; Metazoa; Chordata; Actinopteri; Cypriniformes; Nemacheilidae. Bases 194 to 5710 code for a protein of 1838 amino acids. The record is from RefSeq and is a predicted model, not a curated record. Gene Ontology annotation, biological process: regulation of ARF protein signal transduction. Gene Ontology annotation, molecular function: guanyl-nucleotide exchange factor activity.